Messenger RNA from Sander lucioperca (pikeperch), 1991 nucleotides. RefSeq names its product sosondowah ankyrin repeat domain family member Ab (gene sowahab). The transcript has a single exon. Lineage: Eukaryota; Metazoa; Chordata; Actinopteri; Perciformes; Percidae. The coding region runs from base 64 to 1440 and encodes 458 amino acids. Gene Ontology annotation, molecular function: protein binding. The record is from RefSeq and is a predicted model, not a curated record.
AACGGAGAGGGGAGCGCGGACUAUCUGUUCUAUAUUUUCUCAUUCGUACUGCUUCGGAACAAAAUGGCUUUGACCCAAGAAUCGCUUUUGUCCUUUUUACUGGAGCACGGAGGCAAGGUGAAGAACUCGGAGCUACUAAACAACUUCAGGAGUCUAAUCAGCUGCAGUGAUCCCGCGGAAAAGCAGCACAAUAGGGACCUUUUCAAGAAGUUGGUGAACAGCGUCGCUGUUGUCAAACAGAUCGACGAGGUAAAGUUUGUGGUUGUGAAGAAAAGGUAUCAGGACUUUGUUAAAGAGGUGGCUCAGGAUGCCUCGCAGAAAACGCAGAUGGAUGACAGUUUCUCAAGCCAAAAUACGAGCUUUUCGUACACAUCUCCUCAUCGAGCCGAGUCAGCCAGGGUGAUUUAUUCUGAUAUUGAGAACAAUAAUAUGUGCUGUCCCUCAAACAUACAUGGCAACUAUUAUAGUGAUGCCAAAAAUACUUCUGUGGGGGCUAUGCUGGAAAGGAGCCCGUUAUCAAGAAACAUAAGUUGUGCGGACGCAACUACUGUUAAAGUCCUGAAUAUCUCCGGAGAUCGGGCGAGCAGAGCGAGGAAAUCUGGAGCUGUGUUCGCUGUCAUAGCAGUAAAAUCCCCUCCCAGACACUCUGCACCAGCAACACAGGAAGGAUUACAUUCCCAAGUGCAUCCGCAUAAAACCUCGGACAAACCAAUCACGUUGGUAACAGAAGUUUCUACAACAUCUGUGCCGACUCUGAAUCCUAACUUUCCAGCUUUUGCAAAAAGAGAAUCUCAGUGUUGGAAAGACAGACAGACAGAGGACAUGCAACCGCCAGGCUUUGCCCUGCUGAGGCCCCAAAACAAGAGAGAUGAUGCAAAGUACUCAGAGUCUGUGCCUUUGGAGCCAUUAGCUCAUGAGUGGUUGGUAAAGUGUGCUGCUGGACUGUGGGAACAGAUCCAUGGUUUGCUGCUGCAGGACACACGGUUAGCACAGAAGAAAGACUUCAUGUCAGGUUUCACAGCACUGCACUGGGCUGCCAAGAGUGGCAACAGCGAGAUGAUACACAAGCUCGUGAAUAUCUCCAGGAAAAGAGGCACCUGUGUUAACAUCAACAGCAAAGCACACGGAGGAUACACACCUUUACACAUCGCAGCAAUGCACGGCCACACUGAAGUAAUGGUUUUGCUUGUGCAAGGUUACGGAGCCAAUGUGAAUGAAAGAGAUAAUGAUGGCAAGAAGGCCUUCCACUACCUGGGCAAAGGUGUGUCAGCUGAGGUCAGAGCACUUAUGGGAGGACUGCAGCAGAGCAACUACAGGGAGAAGACAGAAGAUGAAGACUACAGAGAGCACCAGAAAGGCUUCAACACAAUUAGUAAACUCUUCCAGCCUCACAUAGGGAAGAAACAAAAGACCACAACUAAGUUUGCUCAUGACUGGUGAGAAUGAUCAAAAAGAAAGCUGUGAGGACAAUAUGAAAAUCGUUAUAAAUAAUACUGUCUUACUUUGUAUAUUAUGUUAAUAUAAAACAACUUACAUCAUUGUUUAUCCUUUAGAUCACUUAAUGUCUAUAACUAAAUUACAAACGUGUCUCAGCACUUAUUGCAGCUCCCUUCUACAGUGUAUCACUGUUGAAUGUACUAUUUAUGAAUGGUAUUUAUAAGUUAAUGUCAUUUUCUUUAGUUGAACUCCAUGUAUUAACAAUGAAUUCUAUUUUGAACCCUUUACAUUUAUUUUACUUACUAACAACACAAUCAGUGAUAUUCAAACAUGUUUUCAUUACCUCGUGUGUAACAAAUCUUGGGAAGUUACCUCUUGAUUCGUGACUUAAAAGUGUGAGGAAAUAUGAAAACAGACCACACCUGGAAACAGGUGCUAUCAACACUGGUGUGAAACUAUUUUGUGUUGUUGAUGUAGAAUGCUUAUUGCUUUUGUGCACAGCAGAUCAAGUAUUUAUGAUAUUCUGAUCAUCAAAUAAAGUUCUUCAAAGCAAA